UGGUCGGGCAGGAGCCGGCAGCCGCGGGCCGGGCCGGUGGAAGCGUGGCGAGUGCCAAAAAGAAACUGCAAUGGAGAGUACAGUAUCAGUCACUUUCCUUGUAUCGUUUUCCAUACUACUGUGUGAAAGUUAUCAUGGAGUGGAGACAGCAACUGUCGUGCAUACAUCGGAGAGAACUUUUCCGGAAAAGGCAGCUGGCGUUAAUAUUGACUUGGCAGGAUUAAUACAGAAGUUUCACCUUCAAGAACUUUUUCAUCGUUAUGGAGACAACAACUCUCUGUCGAUUGAAGGGUUUAGAAAACUGCUCCAGAACAUAGGUAUAGAUAAAAUUAAAAGGAUUAAAAUAGACCACGAUCAUGACCACGAUCAUCAUCAUCAUCAUAAUCAUGUUUCGUUGAGUAAAAGCUCAGAGAAGACUGUUUGUCCACACCAUGAAUCUGAUGCUAACAAAGACCACAGGAACAGUCACUCAAAGGAACCUCAUAAAUUAGAGAAUGUAGAACAUCAGCAGAACUUUGUACGCAGCAAGAACACCGUUAAUGAAAUAACGGCAUCUAUCAUCACUGCUCCCACAGACGGCCACUCUGAAUUAGAGAAUGUGCAACCUGGAGAAGUCAAGCCAGUUGCUCGUUUAGGUCUGACCAGCUCUAAUGCUGUUAAUGUCACAGGUGGCAGCAAUGCAAGCUGGCUUGCUAACAGCAAAGUAAAUGAAUCUCAUACUUCUCCGAAGGAGUCAGAAAGAGGAAGUUACCUGUAUUCUAAACUGAAAAACCAAAAUACCCAAGAGUGCUCCAGUGCAUCAAAACUGAUGCAGUCCCAUGGAAUAGGCACUCAAGUAUUGUUGACUGCUACAGAAUUUAGUUACCUCUGUCCAGCUCUUAUUAAUCAGAUCGAUGGCAAAUACUGCAUAGUCCAUGCAACUAGUGAAAAAGCUGAAACUCCUCCAAAAAGUUACUCUCUGGAAAUAGCUUGGAUUGGUGGCUUUAUAUCCAUCUCCGUCAUCAGUUUUCUUUCCUUACUGGGUGUUAUAUUGGUACCGCUGAUGAAUCGCGUAUUUUUCAAAUUUCUUCUAAGUUUUCUUGUGGCGUUGGCUGUGGGUACUUUGAGUGGAGAUGCGUUCUUACAUCUCCUUCCACAUUCUCAUGGAAACCAUCACCAUCAUCACGAAAAACCUCUGCUUGAACAAAACAAAGGCUCUAUGUUCAAACAUCUUGUUUUUCAAAGUACAGAGGAGAGUGCUUACUUGGAUUCUACAUGGAAGGGACUUACAGCACUUGGAGGCUUGUAUUUCAUGUUCCUAGUGGAGCAUUUGAUCACUUUAAUAAAGCAAUUUAAAGACAAGAAGAAAAAGAAAAAAAAUGAAGAUGAUGGAGAAAGUAAGAAGUUUUCAGCGAAUGAAGAAAAGUUAGAUACAGAUGAUCGGCCUGAGGGCUAUCUAGGGACAGACUCUCAAGAUCCAUCGCCCUUCAUUUCUCAGCAGCCAACUGUACAAGAAGAAGAAGAAGUGAUGAUAGCUCAUUCUCAUCAAGAGGAGGUUGACAAUGAAUAUGUGUCCAGGGGCUGUAGAAACAAAUGUCAUUCUCACUUACACGAUACUCUAGGACAGACAGAUCAUCUUAGUCAUCAUCACCAUGACUACCAUCAUAUUCUGCAUCACCAUCAUCAUCAGAACCAUCAUCCCCACAGUCACAGUCAGCGCUACUCACGUGAAGAACUGAAGGAUGCGGGGAUAGCAACUCUGGCAUGGAUGGUGAUUAUGGGAGAUGGACUACACAAUUUUAGUGAUGGCCUAGCAAUAGGAGCAGCCUUUACUGAAGGGUUAUCUAGUGGUUUAAGCACUUCUGUGGCUGUAUUUUGCCAUGAAUUACCUCAUGAGCUAGGAGACUUCGCUGUACUUCUAAAAGCCGGUAUGACUGUCAAGCAAGCUGUGCUUUAUAAUGCUCUGUCAGCUAUGCUGGCCUAUCUUGGAAUGGCGACUGGGAUUCUUAUCGGUCAUUAUGCAGACAAUGUUUCAAUGUGGAUAUUUGCACUUACUGCUGGCUUGUUCAUGUAUGUGGCUCUUGUGGAUAUGGUGCCUGAAAUGCUCCACAAUGACGCCAGUGAUCAUGGAUGUAGCCGCUGGGGAUACUUUCUGUUACAGAACGCUGGGAUUCUGUUGGGUUUUGGGAUAAUGCUGCUUAUCUCUGUAUUUGAACAUAAGAUUGUAUUCAGCAUAAACCUGUAAUCCUGGUUGCCAGGAACAGAGCUUGGUGUUAAAUUAUAAGUGGUAGGUUUUUUUUCUAUUGAAUUCCCUAACGGAGAGGUACGUUUGAUAUAGACUAGAUAUUUUUAUUGGUGUGCUUUGUUGUUGUGUCCCUCCCUCCCUUCUCCCCCUGAUAGAAAUGAACACUGUAAGGUUUUUUUCACUUAGGAUUUAGCAUUGCAUAUGGUACUGUGGAAAGUUGUACUUAGUAAAACAUGGUGAAAGUGCCAAAUCUAUUAAAGGAGUAUUGUCUGGGGAGUUAGGGGGUUUUUUUUAGUAAAUUUAUUUACUGUAUGCAAUUAUAUGUAACUUUUUUUUACUUCAAUGGUUUUGUUGGUUUAAAGAAAUAAAACGGCAGUGGUUUUUAUUUUGGCACAAUCAAAAUCAGCAGACACAAAGCACAGUGAGCAGUGUAAAAGAAGAAAAAGACAUGUAAUGGGUAGCAUGUGUUUAUAUUGGUAGAAACUCAUCAUUUUUGCAUCCACCUAGUUUACACGGAGUGGCAGAUAAGUCCGCUCCAUCCUUUUUGCGGUGGUUCUUCUCUCAAUAGCUUGUGGAUUCUUUGUGUCUUACUCCAGUUGGUUUCUGCUCCAAACAAAUUCUUGUGAAAUCCUGUUUUAAGUGUUUGCACCAAAUGUUUUACUUGUUCCAUCCCUUCUGAUGUGAGUUGCGCUUCACUGUUUUCUCAAAUCAGCAACAAAAAUACAGCUAUUAGAUUGUAAAAGCAUAGCUCUAGCUCUAAUAUACGUGAAUUCCAUCAAAAAGACUUUUAAAGUAGUGCUAUAUCCCACCUAUAUUUUUGCAACAGCUAAAGCUGAGAAACCCAAAAUAGCAAAAUUUGUUUGACAGCAUAUAUAGGGAAGCAGCAUGUUAAGGAUAAUUAUAAGUGUAUAUGUAAGUAUGUAGUUUGAGCUUACAGUCUUCAUAUUUUAACCACCUUGAAAGUAACUGAAGGAAGGAGAAGGAUGAAAAAGACAAUGGUUAAAACAGGUGGCAUAUGUUGGUCUGUCAUACAAUGAAGCUAAAACUACUCUGUCACCUCAGAAAUAGAUGUUUGGAAUGAAUUGAGAGGUUUGGGGUGUUUUUUACUAGUUAAGAAAUGGGGAUCGCAGGAGUUUCUGCAGCCAGUGGAAUAUUAGCUUUUCCUCUUCCUUCAGUCUUUCCUCAGGUUAACAAGAUCGAGAUUUAAUCUUCUGCCCACAGUGGUGAAAUCCUGUUCCGUGCCUCCUUUGCCUUUCUCUACCCCCUGACUUCAUACUUCCUUCAGCUCUGCUGAUGCAUCCUGAGGGGAGCCCUAAGCUGUGGUGGGGUCUUACCAGCUCCCCCAGAUCCGCACAUGUAUGAACCUGUGUAUCUCUUUGCUUGGUGAACAGUUGUUUGUAGAGAGCAACAGGCUUCUCUUUUUGGAAGCACUCACCUUCCUCCCCCCCAGCUUAACUUUCCAUUGCUAGAAGCUACUCUGAUGCUGGGUUUUCACCUCUAACAAGAACACUGACAAAAUAUAGGUGCAUUCCCUCCCUUCAUCAAGCACUUUACAUUUUGUAUGUCUUUUACUCUGUGCUAUUACAUUUUGAUUAAGCCUCUGGACUUUUGUUAGAAGCACACUUCUGAACAGAGGAGUCGUGCCACAGUACAAUAGCUGUCUGCUACAUUUUUAUAGCAUCUCCUUGAUCACCCAUCCUGUGCUCUUUUUACUCUUUUCUUAUAGCAGUCAUAUUCUAGUGUUCCUGAGCUUGAAUUAGUAGUAUAUGUGGGUAUGCUGAAAAGUGGGUAUGUAUCUACCCAUUGCUUCUGUAUCUUCCAUGCUCUUAAACUGUUAGCUUAUUUGAACUCUCUGAAGAGAAAGUCACUUCUGUUUUUUCAGUCUAAACUCUUAUGAUACUUCUGCCCUUACCUGUGCUAUAUUCAUUUCUUGAAAGCUGUUUCGUUUCUGGCAUGUGCACAUCACUGCUUUCUUCAGAAACAACCACGCCGACCACCACACUGACUUCCAUGCUGACACACAUACACGCGCUAAACCUGUCAAAACGGAAUUUUUCAUGCCUUGACUACUGCAUUUCCCUAUACUGACCUCCCGACUUGGCAGUCCCACCUCAUUCCCGAUCUCUCAAAACGUGGCUGCUUUUCCUCUGGAGGUCUCUUCCUGAUGUCUCUUUAUUGCAGUUGAAUGUGCCACCCUUUGGAGUGGUCUGAUUGGACCCUGACCUGUCUAAAUGAGUCUUGCCUUUGCUAGGGUAAUGGUGCUGGUCACCAUUGGAGCCAGUGUGCCUCAGUUCGUGCUCCUGUACUGCUCCUCACGAGCAAGAUGCAUUCCUGGGCAAAAAAAAUCAGUAAGACUUCUCCCCUCCUUCCCUCCAAACCUCUCAUCACAGCUCUGUUCUGCUGAAAUGCAGUGUCUGAGAUGCAACCUCACUGCAUCCUAGUGGGGUUUGUAGGGCUUGGGCUGUUACAGAAGUUGGGCAUGCUCCAUCUCUUUGGUCAUGAGGGAUUUCAGACUCGGAUGAGUUCAGUUCACUUGGAAUUUUUUACUAGUGGUUUCUGUUAGCCUACAACCUUAAUAGCUGCUCGUUCAGCUGGACUUCUCUUGUCCAGGUGCUGGAUGUGACAUAGGAAGCAGGCAUGUAGCCUAGCGUUGCCCAAGAGACUUUAAGAUCAAUGACUAAACGAUGGAGAUAAAUCUACAAAUUUCAGUCAGUGUUUCCAGUGGGUUCUUGGCUGGCUUUCGAUGUAAUCAACUGACAUUAAAAUAUCUGCAUAUCGAAACACAUUGCUAAUGUAACAGCAUGAAAAAUAAAUUGCCUUUAGAGCAUGUGGGCAGAAAUGGCUCUAUAAGCUAGACACAAGCAUAUCCCACCCAUUCAGUGCUCUUUGAUGGAGAGAUGUCCAUGACGGACAGCUGUCCAAACUAGUAAUUGAGAAGACUAUAGACUAAAACCUGCUGUAGGUUUGUACCAGCAAGAUGACAAAAGUUGGUUUUUUUUGGUUUGUGUUUUUUUUUUUUUUUCUCUUUGUUAGCCUUAUAAAGUAGAAUCUGCAUCUGUUGCAAUGUAUUCGCUUUGAAAAUACUCAUGGUUUGGCAAACUGAGGGGGCAGAGCCUCUAAGCAGCCCUUUAUGUUUUUUGCAUGUAUUUUUCUGCAGCAGUUUGUAACGUGCCUGGCUAUUCCGGCUGAUAAAUGGAAGUGGUUUUGUUUUGUGUAUCCGUCUGUACCUUAAUUACGGUACAGACCUUAAUUUUAUAUGCUGUUACAGCUGCCUUAUUUAGUGUCUGUGCUAGAUGCAGGUAAACAGAAUAGGCAAACAAUGCUGGAAUCAAAGUAGGGUUUUUUUGUAACACGUUCUUCUAAGGGUUUUGCCCUGUAUUUGUACAGAAAAGGUGUCGUGUGUAGUUACUAUGUGCAGUGAGAGUCAAAACAAAGGUGUGGAAGCUCUCACCUGCCCGGCCUUUGGGGUUCAGGUGCCAGUAGGGUUUCUCUGCUCCUUUGUGGCCAGGGCACUCGGAGUGAUGCCAGUGCGUUGUGGGAACGCAGCUCGAUUGUGUUUCUAUAAAAUGCAGUCAAGGCUAAAAUGGAAUUCACAGUGGCUCUCCUGCUGCCUGAACUGAGAGACCAGCAUAAUUAAAAUUUCUGUGGAAAUUCUGUUUGCCACAAGCAAGAAACAAAAAGAUGGCUUCUUGAAAUGUGGUUUUAUUUACAAUACCUUUUUGGUGCAUACAUGAUCACUGUAGCUAUUACUGUAUUGCUGUGUGCUAGAGAAAAUAAACCACUGAACCAAA
This is a messenger RNA of Gymnogyps californianus (California condor), 6015 nucleotides long. RefSeq names its product solute carrier family 39 member 6 (gene SLC39A6). Gene Ontology annotation, cellular component: membrane. Lineage: Eukaryota; Metazoa; Chordata; Aves; Accipitriformes; Cathartidae. The record is from RefSeq and is a predicted model, not a curated record. The transcript has 10 exons. Gene Ontology annotation, biological process: intracellular zinc ion homeostasis; zinc ion import across plasma membrane. The coding region runs from base 71 to 2224 and encodes 717 amino acids. Gene Ontology annotation, molecular function: zinc ion transmembrane transporter activity.